UGCCAAAGGGCUUCCGGCGUAGCCGCCGAGCGCACACGGGCACACUCGUAUCGGGCGGAACCCUGCGGCAUAAUCACCCGCGCACUCUAAAAAUAACUUGGUCCUUUGCUCAUUCCCUUGUCGCGCCCUGUUCACCACGCGUGUUGGUAAACCCUGAUCGGAUCGGAUCGUCCACCGAUUUUCGCGAGCACGAUGGGACUUCGGGACUUACUCGGAGUGCGCCGUGCGCCGGAAGUGAAUAAAACACCGGCAUCCGCAUCCUCUUCAUCUGGGUAUACGACACUGAGCGAUGACACGCCGAGUGCUACCGGGAACAAUGGCGGUGUUUCAGACCUCGAGCCCUUACCUCCCGGGCGGUUCGGAACCCCCUCCGCGAUGGCAGGCGACCUGAGUAAACUUGGUGAGGGAUCGGCGCAGAUGCCAUACAAUCCGUACACUGGUCUUGGAGGACCCUUCGACCCGAACAUGUCUAAAGCGUUGUAUGCUAUAAGCGACUCCCCUGAGUUUCUGUUCGACGAAGAAAGGACGAUGAAACGGAGGUCUUGGUCAGAAAACUUGACCUUCCUGACAGGCGCAGGGUACCUGGGUGGGUCCCUGUUUGGCGGCGCCUACGGCGCGUAUCUCGGCUUCAACGGAACCCCAGCCACGGAGUUGCACGAUACGACCAAAUUGAAGCUGAAUCGGGUACUUAACUCAGGUGGGGCAAAGGGAACAGCGUUAGGUAACGCGUGGGGGUGCCUUGGUUUAUACUAUGCUGCGAUCGACUCCUUUGGUAGUAACUACGUCAGCAACGGCGUAGGGCACGAUUUUUUUGUUGCACUAGUCGCGGGGGCGGGAGCGGGGUCAUUGUACAAGAGCAUGCACGGGUUACGUGCGAUGGCAGUAUACGGCGCGUUUGGCGCGGGGCUUUCAGGUAUAAAUCAGGUCGCUCAAGUGCUACUCGGAGGGGAAGGGCCAGGAGGCCGAGGAAGGGAGCGGUUUUGAGUAGGGCAGAAUCUUGCAAGCGGGCUCGUCCUUUGAUUUCGUAAU
Molecule: messenger RNA, 1029 nt
Organism: Micromonas pusilla CCMP1545
Lineage: Eukaryota; Viridiplantae; Chlorophyta; Mamiellophyceae; Mamiellales; Mamiellaceae
Product: mitochondrial protein translocase family
Exons: 1
Coding region: 193-984 (263 amino acids)
Biological process (GO): protein import into mitochondrial matrix
Cellular component (GO): mitochondrial inner membrane; TIM23 mitochondrial import inner membrane translocase complex
Molecular function (GO): transmembrane protein transporter activity
Source: RefSeq, a predicted model, not a curated record